UCUCUCUCUCUGCGUUUCUCGAGUAGGUCGGGACGCUGUGUAUAAAAGGAGACAGUAGAGCAGCUAUAGGAUCUUUGGUAGCAUUCGUCCUUUUAUUGUGCAGCGACUUUAGUGAAGAAACAUCAUGUCUGGCAGAGGAAAAGGAGGUAAAGGACUGGGUAAAGGCGGAGCAAAACGGCAUCGCAAAGUACUUCGCGAUAAUAUCCAAGGCAUCACCAAACCAGCUAUCCGCCGCCUGGCUCGGCGUGGCGGUGUCAAGCGAAUCUCGGGUCUGAUCUACGAGGAGACCCGUGGGGUGCUGAAGGUUUUCUUGGAGAAUGUGAUCAGGGAUGCGGUCACCUACACCGAGCACGCCAAGCGUAAGACGGUCACUGCCAUGGAUGUGGUGUACGCUCUGAAACGCCAGGGCCGCACUCUGUAUGGCUUCGGCGGUUGAAGAAUUCUUCCCUUUAUCCAAUCGACAAAACAAAGGCUCUUUUAAGAGCCACCCACCAUUUCACAAAGGGAGCAGUGACCGGGAGCAUGAUCACAUUAUGUACUGAAUGAACUUUUAGUUAUUGCCCGAUCGCCGCAUGCAUUUGAUUGAUUCUUGCUUUCAGCGGUUGUGAUGAAGAAAGGUGAUGUUAGCCAGAUAUUCUGAAGGUUUAAACUGAAGAGGUGCUUAUAGUAGACUAUUCUCCAGGCCAAAGAUCAUAAAGGCUAUCCCCGUUUUCCCCUUUGCUAUUUAACACUUUGUAAAUCCAGCAACACAAAGGUCGACUCGAAACUUUCCCGGCAAGCAGUAGUAUAUAUCCAGUCUAUUCAGACUUGGCGGUUUACCGACGUGAUUUGAAUUAAUUCGAAAUUAUGUUGGUAGGAACAGAAUAAUGCUGCAUUCACAAUUGCAAGGGAGUAUGUACCUCGGUUCCCGCUUGCCGUUAAAUUGGCGGGCGAUUUCAAAUUGAACCAGUAGCCAACCACACGACAGUGUGCCUGCCCUCACUGGUUGUCUGAGCUCCGCCCGCCGCUCACAAAUCUCUAAUUGGUCACAAAUAAUAUUUUCCCCGCCGGCCUCAGACCUGAAACUGGCGUCCAGUUACUGACUGAGCUGCUGCCAAUCGCAGCGCGGGAACGACAUGUUUGCAUCUGUACUACAGCCAAUCUCACGCUGUGGGCCGGCCCUUCACCAAGGCUUUAAAAGUCGGCUCCAGAGCCGGCUCCGUCAUUCCAGUGCCUCUAUUUCACGCUGUAAUACAAGUGUU
Molecule: messenger RNA, 1241 nt
Organism: Leucoraja erinaceus (little skate)
Lineage: Eukaryota; Metazoa; Chordata; Chondrichthyes; Rajiformes; Rajidae
Product: histone H4
Exons: 1
Coding region: 125-436 (103 amino acids)
Biological process (GO): nucleosome assembly
Cellular component (GO): nucleosome
Molecular function (GO): DNA binding; structural constituent of chromatin; protein heterodimerization activity
Source: RefSeq, a predicted model, not a curated record